AUGGAAACACAGUCUGCGUCCUCGUUCUGUCCUUUGCGUGCACAUAGAUUCAAAAUGUCAGGGAUCCAGGAGGUGUCAGUUUCCUACAUUUUUCCCAAUGGAGACAAAUACGAAGGUCAGUGCUGCAGGUCGGCCUCAGGGGCCAUGGUGAGGGGUGGCACUGGGAGGCACAUCUCUGCAGCUGGCGUCAUAUACAGCGGAGAGUGGUGCGAGGACAAAAUGAGUGGGACAGGGACACUGCAGCUGCCCACUGGAGCGCACUAUGAAGGAGAGUUCAAAGACAGUAUGUUUCACGGCACUGGGAAGUACACGUUUCCAGAUGGAUCUCACUACAGCGGACACUUUAACCAGAACAGGUUUGAGGGCCAAGGAUCCUUCACAGACUCGACAGGACUGGUGUGGAUGGGGGAGUUUCAUGGAAGAGCAGCUCUGGGUCUAAGGCUGAAGCAUAAUAAUUAG
Molecule: messenger RNA, 459 nt
Organism: Knipowitschia caucasica
Lineage: Eukaryota; Metazoa; Chordata; Actinopteri; Gobiiformes; Gobiidae
Source: the annotation of a GenBank genome assembly